GCCAUUCAUCGGUGCCUGGACUCGGACAUGACGACGUGGGAUGGAGAAAUUGCCACUGGACGUUCGGGUGAUCCUCACACCGUCAGAGCUCACGCUAUCACCUUUACGCCGAUGGGGUACACGACGCUCAUGGAAAUGGGCCUGUUGGAAAAGACCCCCCAGAACCCCGGAUGGUUUCGCCUUCACAUGCCGCUUCGUCGUGAGUCGUUGGGCGCAGACGGCACACUGCUGUUCUCGAUUGAAGCGCAGUGGCAGAGCGCUUAG
This is a messenger RNA of Symbiodinium sp. CCMP2592, 264 nucleotides long. Lineage: Eukaryota; Dinophyceae; Suessiales; Symbiodiniaceae. The record is from the annotation of a GenBank genome assembly.